UUUAGAGUAUCUCAUUGAAUAAGGUGUCACUAAUUACCCCCAUCAUCCCAUAAUUAUACGUAACAUGUUCAAAAUAUAUAAUAAAAAAGCGAAAGAUAAAGAAAAGGAACGGUUUAAUUUGCUUCAAAAUGACUUUCACAUCUCUGACCCUCAUCUCUAAUUUUUCUCUUCUUUUUUCAUGGCAGCCAUGAUCUUACCACAGGUGAAAACAAAGGCGAUCUUGAGACUUGUUCUAGAGCUGCCAGUGUUCUUUCGCAUGUCAUUAAGGGUAAUAAUCUAUGCAAGGAAAAGGUUCUGCAUAUUGAACUUCUACAACCUACUCCCAUUCUAGGAAGCCCAGAGCCUUUGUUACACUGUAUGGUGAAGUAUCUGGCUCUUGCCUCUUGUAUGAAAAGUAAAGAUGGAAAAUCAAGCACAUCCGAGAAUGUGUUUGUUCAGUCUGUUAUCCUGAAACUGUUAAUUAUUUGGCUUUCUGAUUGUCCAAAUGCGGUGCAAUGCUUCUUGGAUUCACAUUCUCACCUAACGUAUUUGCUGGAGCUGGUCUCAAGUCCUACCACAACUGUUGGUGUAAGGGGCUUGACUGCAGUACUAUUAGGGGAAUGUGUAAUCUACAACAAAAGCAAUGCUAGUGGAAAGGAUGCCUAUAGCAUAGCUGAUGCCAUAAGCCAAAAAGUUGGGUUUACAUCGUACUUCUUAAAGUUUGAUGAAAUGCAGAAAAGCCAUCUUUUUACAUCUGCUAAACCAUUUUUGCCAAUUAAACCAUUGACAAGAUCUACUGUUGCUAGUAUGGAUGAGAUUGAAUAUGGUAGAACUGAACCAUCUGAUGAGCAUUGUAUGCUUACAUCAGUAUUUGAUUCUCCAUUCAUAUAUUCUUUGGAGUGCUUAGUGGCUGAUAUUAGAGAAAAGAUGGUAGAAGCUCACAGAAGCCCUAAGAGCCAGGUGACCGUGGUACCAGCAGAUCUUGAACAACAGGGUGAGGAGAACGAUGUUGACUAUAUCAAGCGGCUGAAGACUUUUGUGGAGAAGCACUACCAUGAGAUACAGGUACUUAAUGAGUUGGUCUAUACUGAUGCUGCAUUCAUAGUGGAGAUAACAAGACGCUGAUGGAGAGCGACGCAAUGAUUGAUUUGCUUGUGUGCCUUGGACAGGAGCAGAGGAAAGUAGACAAACUUAGCUCUAGGCUGAGAGAGCUAGGUGAAGAUGUAGGUAAAUUGCUGGAAGACGUCGUGGAUGAUGUUGAUGCUGAUGAAGACGACUAGUCUUAAUGAUGUUUUCUUGAUCUACAACAGACUAGCCUUUACUGUGUUCCAAAAUUUUGUAUAAGCAUAUCUGUUUUUUUUUUGUGUAUAUAUCUGAUAUAAUUGAGAAAAGACGGUUAUUAAUGAAGUUGUUUCGAAUUUGAAGACA
Solanum lycopersicum (tomato) is the source of this 1407-nucleotide messenger RNA. Lineage: Eukaryota; Viridiplantae; Streptophyta; Magnoliopsida; Solanales; Solanaceae. The record is from RefSeq and is a predicted model, not a curated record.